UCAUUAGUAUAUAAAAUGGAGGGUGAUUUAUCUUACAAAAACUUCCUUCUAGAGUUUCUUCUGCUUUCUCUGGCUGUUGUAAGCACAGUGGGGCACGGCCAAGGCACACGUGUAGGGUUCUAUUGGAGUUCAUGUCCUCGUGCUGAGUCCAUUGUUAGGUCCACCGUUGAAUCCUACGUCAGGUCUAACCCUACUUUUGCUGCUGGGCUACUUAGGAUGCACUUCCAUGAUUGCUUCAUUAGAGGUUGUGACGCUUCUGUCCUCAUUGCUGGCUCUGAUACCGAGAGAUCAGCGGGGCCAAACCGUAAUUUGAGAGGCUUCCAAGUAAUUGAUGAUGCAAAGGCAAAGCUCGAGGCUGCGUGCCCUGGUGUUGUGUCCUGUGCUGAUAUUCUUGCCCUUGCUGCUCGUGAUUCCGUUGUUCUGAGUGGUGGAAAGAGUUGGGAAGUGCCCACUGGACGCAAAGAUGGAAGGAUUUCAAUUGGAACAGAAACGAAUACUUUGCCUGCUCCUAAUGAUAGCAUUGCAGUGCAGAAGCAAAAGUUUUCUGAUAAGGGUCUUAACACCCAGGAUCUCGUCCUUCUUGUUGGUGGGCAUACGAUAGGUACCACUGCAUGCCAAUUCUUCGCAGACAGAAUAUACAACUCAAAUGGCACUGAUCCUUCAAUUGAUCCUUCUUUUCUUCCAUUUUUGCGACAAAUUUGCCCACAAAACCAACCAACGAAGCGAGUUGCACUCGACACCGCAAGCCAAUUCAAAUUCGACACAUCUUACUUCGCUAACCUUAAGAGAGGUCGUGGAAUUCUCCGUUCUGAUGAAGUGCUUUGGACCGAUGCUUCUACGAGAAACUUUGUUCUGAAAUUCUUAGCCACGGGUCCCUUCAACAUCGAAUUUGGCAAGUCUAUGGUGAAGAUGGGCAACAUUGCUGUGAAGACAGGUGCUGAUGGAGAAAUUCGCAAGAAAUGUUCUGCUGUUAAUUAGUUAAUUAAUAAUCAUGUAGCUCAUAAUAAUACUCAUCUUUCCAUGUGGCGUUUAGAUAAUCUAUAUGUUUGGAGGUGAUAAUAUAAACAUUUAUGUGCCUUCUUCCUAUAGAAAAUAAAUAUAAAGCUCACGAAAUACUUUAUCU
Abrus precatorius (Indian licorice) is the source of this 1123-nucleotide messenger RNA. Its product is annotated as cationic peroxidase 2-like. Gene Ontology annotation, molecular function: peroxidase activity; heme binding. The transcript has 3 exons. The record is from RefSeq and is a predicted model, not a curated record. The coding region runs from base 16 to 978 and encodes 320 amino acids. Lineage: Eukaryota; Viridiplantae; Streptophyta; Magnoliopsida; Fabales; Fabaceae. Gene Ontology annotation, biological process: hydrogen peroxide catabolic process; response to oxidative stress. Gene Ontology annotation, cellular component: plasmodesma; plant-type cell wall.